Messenger RNA from Orussus abietinus, 1027 nucleotides. RefSeq names its product histone H5. The record is from RefSeq and is a predicted model, not a curated record. Bases 407 to 1027 code for a protein of 206 amino acids. Gene Ontology annotation, cellular component: nucleosome. Lineage: Eukaryota; Metazoa; Arthropoda; Insecta; Hymenoptera; Orussidae. Gene Ontology annotation, molecular function: DNA binding. The transcript has 2 exons. Gene Ontology annotation, biological process: nucleosome assembly.
UUCCCCACCCGAGAGGAGGAAUGCCCCAAAUUUUCCGGUCCGUUCGGUCGUCCCGAAAAUUGAUAAGGAUGCACUGAGUCGAAAAUUCCGCCUCCCCCGAAGUAGAUUGAAAAUUUCGGAAAAAUGUUCUUCUAAAAAAGGAGCCACGAGGACGUCGGAAAACCUUCUCGCGAGGGAAAUGAGAUCCCGAGAAAGGAGGUAACCAUUACUCGGACAAGUAUUUCCCAUUAGGUUUUAACGGCUCUUAAGUUUGCGAGCACGCGCGAAUUUGUUGGAAGGCCGGCCGCUUUUUACCGCCGUGCCUUUUAUUUUCUCUCGCGCCGCGCAUAGACUGCAAUUUGCAUGUAACGUUUAUUCCCGAGGAUGAGUAAUUAUUCGGGUGUGUGAAGCCCAGGAAACGGUCGACAUGAGUGUUCGAAAGUCGGCGAGGAUCGAGGCCUUGGUCGUCGACGCGAUUCGCCGGCUGCAAGAUGCCCAAGGAUCGACCUAUCGGGAGAUAAGCAAUUACAUCUCCCAGGAAUACGAUGUCCCGGGGUCGGAGAUCAAUCGGCAGAUCCAGCUGGCCCUGCGCAAAGGAGUGUCCUACGGGAUCUUGCGAAAAACGAAAGGAGGAUGUUACACGUGUAACCGCGACAUCAUUGGCCUGCCGGGCAAGGACGCGAUAGCCGAGGCGUGUGGGAAGACGAAAAAGAGGAAGAAGAGGAUGAAGAAGAAGAGAAGCGGAGGAAAGGGCAGAGGCCUCCCGAAAAAGAGGAAGAGCAGCCUCCGAGGGCGCGGGAAAUCGAUGAAAGGAGGAUCCAAGAAGAAGAUGCCGAAAAAGAGGAAGUCGAUAAAGAGGAAGUGCAAGGGCGGCGGAGACGCCGGGGUUUUCGAGACGACCCCGAAGGACCGGAAGAGAACCGGAAGUCGCUCCAGAAUCUCAGGCGGAACUCGCAGCGUUUCCUCCGUUUCCGCGAGCCUCGUCGACGGGUGCACCGACGAUGCGGAAACGGAUUUUAGAAACGCACCGGAAACAUGCGUCGACUAA